AUGAAUAAGUUAGAACAAAUAGGAGCACAAGAACUCCUAUCAAUGUUAAGCGAUGAAGAAUUAAUGUCAGUAAAAGAUACAGUUACAAAAUCUAUGAUACCAGCAAAUACGAGAUCAGAAGCAGUUGAUGCUUGUCUUAAAUGUUCACAAUCAGCGAUGCAAUUAUUACGACGAAAAAAAAUUCGAAGAGAUAUCCUAAUGCAAUAUUUAGCAAGAAAAUCUAUAUCAGUUAGUGCAGGUACUGAUAAGGUUCGAUUAGUAAAACAAAUAAUUGAAUAUUGGAAUAAUGGAUCUUCAUCUAUAUCGACAAGUUUAUCAUCACCUUCCGAUUUAUCAAGUAUAAAUCAAUUAUCACAUCAAUUUACUGAAUGGUUUUAUACAUCAUGGAAUAAUUUAACAACAUUUACACCCGAUCAUUUCUUUCCCGAUUGUCAAUUAACACUUGUUCAUGAAAAUCAACGUCGAAUAUCAGCCGCAUAUUAUGUAUGUGAAACCCUUCGGUCUUAUAUUACCAGUCAAGAUUUACAUUUUUAUCCAAAUAUUCAAUCAAAUAAAGCGGAAGAAUCUAAACAUGGUCUUGUACUUAUACAAGUUCAUGGUACAAUUCAUCAACGCGGUACCUGUAUUGGAAUAUUCGAUCAAUCAUUUGGUUUAGUUCGAGAUCCAACUCAUAGUAAUAAUUAUCUUAUAAAGUUUUCUUUUCUUAAUAUGCAAACUCAACAAGCACAACAAACUGCGUUAUUAUCAACAAAUCAACCGACACCAACAUAUCUUAUAGAUAUCUUACAAAAUUAUGAUCAAACAAUUCAACAACAAAUUGAUUCAACGGAUUAUAUUAUUGAUGAAGAUGAUGAUGAUGAUGAUGAAUAA
Messenger RNA from Adineta steineri, 870 nucleotides. The record is from the annotation of a GenBank genome assembly. Lineage: Eukaryota; Metazoa; Rotifera; Eurotatoria; Adinetida; Adinetidae.